This is a messenger RNA of Lecanosticta acicola, 1723 nucleotides long. Lineage: Eukaryota; Fungi; Ascomycota; Dothideomycetes; Mycosphaerellales; Mycosphaerellaceae. The record is from the annotation of a GenBank genome assembly.
AUGGAGAAUCUGACUUGGGUUGUCGUAGGCAAUGGCAAUGGCAAUGGCAAUGAUACAAAUGGCGAUUAUGAUGGGUAUACGAUAUGAUAUGGGAUACACCGGCGAUUUGGAUGCAUCUCUCUCUUUCUGGGUCUUUGGGGAUGAUAUCAUGAUGGGGUUCUUUUGGUAUUGCAGGUUGUUUGUUAUGCGACUGGUUCGCGGCGUGGUGGGUGCUUGGAUAUUAACGCAAUACCUCAUACCAUCAGCCCUCAUUCCUUUUAAUAAGGUACUGUGUGAUGAGGUAUGGACUUGCUUUUCUAUCUUAUGUAUGCCCCUUUCACCCCUUUGUUCCUUCCUGCUGGCGCUGCCGUCAUAUGUGGCUCGCACCCAGUUUGCCAGAUCCCCUCGGUUCCUGCCCAGGUGCAGCUCAUCCGGCGCCGAUACGUCAUCAUCUCUUUCACUUCCACAGCAUCCGCUCCGUACAUCUUCUCUCCUGCUGCGCGUUCCAGCCUUUGCCUUUGGAAAACAUCAUACCGCCUCCGAGGAAACUUCACACAGAAACAACCUACGAGCUGCUGAAACGUGUAGUUCGACCCAAAGUGCAAGGAUAUUGGACCGACGCCCAAGAGUAAUUGAAUCCGUCUAUUGAAACAACCGCCAACAUGUGAGUAUCCGUCAGCAACGGAACAGCACAUACUUCGCCUUCCUAACCAACAAACCGCCCUGCAGGAACAUCGGACGCUCCCACUCCGUCCGCUCCAACAAAUCCGACGCCAAAUCCUCCGGCGGUGCCAGACAUCGCUUCGCCCUCUCCUCCCUGCGCGGCAUCCACCAGCCGGAGCUCUCCAAGAAGCUGCGCAACUUGAUCAAGACCGAAAACCAUGCCAUCGGCGCCUACGAGCAGGCCGGCCGCGAGAGCCAGAGCAUUGCGUCCCAGCUGAGCGAGUGGGGAGAGAGCACCGAGGAUGAUGCGGUCAGCGAUAUCAGUGACAAGCUGGGCGUCUUGCUCGCCGAGGUUGCAGAGCAGGAGGAUAUGUUUGCGCAGAACUUGGAGGACAGUAGGGGUGUUCUGAAGCAGAUCAGGAAUACGGAGGCUAGUGUUGCGCCGACGAGGACUCACAAGCAAAAGGUGAGUUUUCCUUUCCCUUUCUGUCCUUGUCCGCUGGAAUAGAGCUAAGGAGAGGAUGUCUUUCGUGUCCAGAUCCAAGACGAAAUCCAGAAGCUCAAGUACAAGGAACCCGAAUCCACCAAGCUCGUGACUCUCGAGCAGGAAUUGGUCCGCGCAGAAGCACAGUCCCUCGUCGCCGAAGCGCAGCUCCAAAACAUUACUCGUCAGAAAUUCAAAGAGGCCUAUGAUCUGCACACCGCGGCCAUUAUCGAACGGGCCGAGAAACAGAUUCUCCUCGCGCAACAGGCUCGUCAGCUGAUCAACUUGCUCGACGACACCCCAAUGGUGCCCGGUGAAGAGAGACCGCCUUACGCGCAUGCAGAAGCCGGAAAGUAUAUGCUCAACGAUGCCGAGGCGAGCUUGAGGGGAUGGACGAGUACCGUGGAGCCGAUUCACACUUCUUCUGCUCAGCUUGGGACGAACGCCAUGGCUUCCGGCCAGGAAUUGCCCAGUCACACUACUGCUGAUGCUGAGCAGCGUCGUGUUGAGGCUAUGGAACGGGCGCAGGAGGAGGAAGAGAAGAGUGAGCCACCACACCCGACCAUGCACACGACUGAGGCUACCUUGGCUUCUUAG